Messenger RNA from Asparagus officinalis (garden asparagus), 2922 nucleotides. RefSeq lists its product as uncharacterized. Lineage: Eukaryota; Viridiplantae; Streptophyta; Magnoliopsida; Asparagales; Asparagaceae. The record is from RefSeq and is a predicted model, not a curated record. Gene Ontology annotation, molecular function: glycosyltransferase activity.
UUUGCUCCCACGAGUAGUGCACGUGCGAAGGCGUCGGAGUUCGUCUCUCCGCGGUCAAAACCUCUGUCCGAACCCGCACCCAAAUCUCUCUACUGUUUCCAGCAACUCUCUCUCUCUGAAAAAUUCUCCAUUAAAAUUCUCUCAAAACCCUUCCCCCUUCGAUCUCAGAAUCCUACGUCAUUGCUUCCGUCCCUCUCUUUCUUCAGAUUCCGAACUGCCGCUGAUCUGCUGACCUCGCAGUUACAGAAGCUGAUGCAAGCCCCAGAUCGGCGGCUGGCUCGCCAUUUCUAGGGUUUGAUCUCUUACUUCUUUGGCCAUUUCUCGAAUCCCGUCUCUUGUGGAAACCGUUACAAUCUUCAAGAACCAGUUGGGUCGAGCUCUCUUUUCUGAGUAAUUAUUGAUCCGUUUCUUUUUUUUUCUUUUUUUCUUCUUUUUUCGAUAUGAAAUAUAGUUCUUGAUUUACCUUUGGUCAGUCUUCUCGAAUUGGAAAAAAAAAAGCUCCGCCAAUCUUUUCCUGGGCCUGGUAGAUUUAGCAGAUUUUCUUAACUCCUUUUUUAGUGUCACUAGCAUGUUUUGAUCUUUCGAGCUGGAUUGGAGGAGAUUCGAUGAGAAUUUUAGUGGGAUCUUGAUGAGCGUGGUACCGUUAAAAGGAAUAAAAAUGGAGGAAAUUAGUGGCAAAGUAGACUUACACGGGAAGUUUUUGAGACCGAACUCAAAUCUGUCGCCAUUGAGCUUGAAAACCUCACUAUCAGGUAAAUCAAGCCCUAGGAACUCGCCUGCGUAUCGAAGACUGGGUUCGAGUGGGACUCCAAGAAGGAAUUUCAGAGGCAGUACAGGGAAAUUCGUUUGGAUUCGAAAUAAUCGAGUAGUGUUCUGGUUGAUGUUGAUACUUAUUUGGGCAUAUAUUGGAUUCCAUGUGCAAUCACAAUGGGCUCAUGGAGAUCACAAGACUGAGUUUAUUGGUUAUAGAAGCUUACGGCGUAGUGUUAAGACAGAAGAGAAUGCAAUUAAAGGGGCUAAUAAUACUAAUGCCCCGGGAAAAGCACGUUUAUCAGUGGAAGGGAAGAAAGGUUUGGACUCAAACUCUGGUAUCAAUUUGAUGAAGAAAGGGAGGAAAGUCCGGAGAUUGAGGAGAGGCCCGGUGAAGGUAAAGGAAGUGGUAGGGGAGAAUCAAACUAGGUAUAUGGAUGAAGGGAUGAUACCUAGAAAGAAUACUUCAUACGGGUUAAUUGUUGGGCCAUUUAGUCAGACGGAGGAUAGCGUUCUUGGUUCGAGCUCGGGGAAAAAGAGUGGAAAUUGCAAUAGAAAGGCAGAGUUUGCACGCCUUGUUUCGUCAAAGAAAUUUGUUUUGGUCUUUCAUGAGCUGUCUAUGACAGGAGCACCGUUGUCAAUGUUGGAAUUAGGUGCUGAGAUUUUGAGCUGUGAUGGGCUUGUGUAUGCUAUUGUUCUAAGCUGGAAGGGCGGAUUGAUGGGCGAGCUUAAGAAAAGAGGGAUCAAAGUUCUCCGCCAUGAUAGGGGAAGUGCCGAGUUUCAAGUUUGCCCAAGAAAAGCUGACCACAUCAUCGAGCAGGAUCGGCUAGAUGACCUAAAGUCGGCUGUCUGCUCUUCCUGGAUUCAACCAUAUUUGGAUCAUUUUCCAGCUGGAUCAGGUCAUAUUGUUUGGUGGAUUAUGGAGAAUAGACGAGAAUAUUUUGACCGCUCAAGCAUUUUUGUCUGAAGCCGGUGUGAAUGAUGCUGGCUUCUGUCAGAUUCUCAGUCUAAACAGUGGUUAACUUGGUGUGAAGAAGAGAAGAUUAAAUUUUUAAUACCGCCACAGCUAGUGCCUUUAUCUGUUAAUGAUGAACUGGCCUUUAUAGCCGGCCUACCAUGCUCCCUUAAUACUCGUGCAUUAAGUGUUGAAAUGAUGAUGGAAAAGAGGGACUCAUUGAGAAGUGCUGUCCGCAAAGAAAUGGGAUUGACAGAUAAUGAUAUGCUUGUUAUGUCAUUAAGCAGUAUAAACCCAGGAAAGGGCCAGCUUUUGCUUCUUGAAGCAGCAUUUUUAGUGACUGAGCAUAAUGUUUUUCUAGAGGAUCCUAAAAGGUAUGAGUUAAUGGAAGAGGAUAAAUUGCCUGGAGUUGCUCAUCAAAAUCAAUCUAUCAACCAGACCGACAAACCAGCAGAUGGUCUCGAGAAAAGUAAUUCUACACGCGUGAAUUCUAAGAAAAAGAAGAAGACGAAACAGCAUAUUAAGACGCCAACGGACGGAGAACAGCGACAACCAAGAAACUUGUUGUCAGAAGUAGCAGGCCAGCAGGCAGAAACCCUCAAAGUUUUAAUUGGUUCUAUUGGAUCGAAAAGCAAUAAAGAGCUUUAUCUCAAAGAAAUUCUUGAAUUUCUGUCUCUGCAUUCAAACUCUUCAAAGGCGGUACUUUGGACACCAGCAACUGCAUGUGUUGCUGCCCUGUAUGCUGCUGCAGAUGUUUAUGUAAUAAAUGCCCAGGGGAUUGGAGAAACGUUUGGGAGGGUUACAGUUGAAGCUAUGGCAUUUGGCCUACCGGUCCUCGGGACCGAUGCUGGAGGCACUCGGGAGAUUGUAGAUCACAAAGUAACGGGCCUUCUACAUCCCAUUGGACAUGAAGGAACCAAGACUCUUGCCCAGCACAUCCAGUAUUUACUUAACAACCCAUCGGCAAGGAAAAAGAUGGGAAAGAAUGGAAGGAAUAAAGUGCAGGAGAAGUACUUGAAGCAUCACACUUAUGAGAGCUUCGCUAAGGUCCUCUUCAAGAGCAUGAGGCCCAGAUAGAUGGCAUUUUUUGCACUAAAAUUUUCGGGCUGUUUUAGGUUUGAGAUUGAGCAAAUUUUGAGCUGCGUGGCAUUGAAUUCAAAGACAUUCAUUGUAGCUGCAUCUGGUCCUUUAACUAUACCCGAAGAGGUGUUGUGGAA